AUGUCUGGGUCUUAUGAUGAGACAACUACAUCACUUGAAGACACCACAGACAGCUUCUGGGAGAUUGGACAUUACAAGCGCACAGUAAAGCGCAUUGAUGAUGGUCAUCGUCUGUGCAAUGAUUUAAUGAGCUGCCUGCAAGAUCGCUCAAAGAUAGAGAAGGCCUACUCACAGCAGCUGACCGACUGGGCCAAACGCUGGCGCCAACUUAUCGAAAAAGGUCCACAGUAUGGUACUCUGGAGCGAGCAUGGGGGGCACUACUGACAGAAGCAGAGAAAGUGGGCGAGUUGCACCAGGAUGUGAGGAACCGUCUAGUGUCCGAAGAUAUUGAAAAAGUGCGGAACUGGCAGAAAGAAGCUUAUCACAAACAAAUGAUGGGUGGAUUCAAGGAGACAAGAGAAGCUGAGGAGGGGUUUCGUAAGGCCCAGAAACCAUGGGCUAAAAAAGUAAAGGAGGUGGAAGCUGCAAAAAAGACGUACCAUAUGGCCUGCAAAGAGGAGAAGCUGGCUAGCAGCCGCGAGGCGGCUGGCAAAGCCGAUGCUUCAGUUACCGCAGACCAACAACGCAAACUUCAAGACAAAGUAGACAAGUGCAAGCAAGAUGUGCAGAAGGCCCAGGAACGCUAUGAGAAGAUACUCGAUGAUAUCCAGAAGUCCACUCCUCAGUACAUGGAGAGUAUGGACCUUGUUUUUGAGCAGUGCCAGCAGCUGGAGGAGAAACGCUUGGUCUUCCUUAAAGAGGUCCUUCUGGAUAUCAAGCACCAUCUUAACCUUACAGAGAACGGCAGUUACGCUGCUGUAUACCAAGAGCUGGAGCAAAUGAUCCGCAGCGCUGACGUUCAGGAGGACUUACGAUGGUUCAGAGCGUCACAUGGCCCCGGAAUGCAUAUGAAUUGGCCACAGUUUGAAGAGUGGAAUCCAGAUGUCACUCAUACCAUUAAUCGCAGAGAAAAAACUCGAAAGGUAGAGGGAGCUGUCCUGACCAAUGUGGCAGCGACUUCAGAGACCAGCUCACUUGGAGGUGACCGGGGCAGUGUUAGCAGUUACGAUCGUGCUCAUCCCUAUACUACCGAUUGGUCAGAUGACGAGGGAGGUAACAGCCCGUAUCCGUCUGGAGACUCAAAUGGAGGAGCCAAUUCUCUGGAGGAAGAUGUGACAGUACGUGUGCGCGUCCGAGCACUCUAUGACUACGAGGGUCAAGAGCAAGAUGAACUGACUUUCAAAGCAGGUGAUGAGCUGACUAAGCUGGAGGAUGAAGAUGAACAGGGAUGGUGUAGAGGACAACUGGACACCGGGCGGCAAGGCCUGUACCCAGCAAAUUAUGUGGAGCAUAUUUAAACACCUGACCUGAGCCACCCAAUCGCACGUCUCCCCUCCACGAGAAAUUCCUCCCCCACCAGUCAUUCCUCACAUUUUCCAACAAAGCAGGUGGGACCAGAAGAGGGAGGGUAAGGUAGCCCAAGGCUGGACCCGUGUCUGUUCGUGUUAUCUUCUCCCCUCUUGAGCCCUGCAAAACCAUAAAUUCCUCAAACCUUCCUUUAAAAUGUAUAUUACUCUGGUCCAUAGUUACCAUUUGUUAUUUUUUUAAAUUGCCACUACAAGGGGGAGUGACACUGAAAAUUUAGGGAGUCAUUAAAAUAUUAAUUAUAAUGUAUUAUGAUUUGUGGUACCUUUUUGGUGCCUGAGGUCAAUUUAUGCACUGUAAGAAAAACUUGUGGGCUUCAAUAAUACUUGACUAUAUAAUCUCCAUUAAACGUAAUUAAAUUAUGGAUGGAUGAAACAAUUAAAGGGCCAGUGGAAGAGAAAACCAGACAAACAACUUAGACUAAUAACUGAGCAUAACUUGAAAAGGUGAGUCUAGCCUGAUCCAGUAAUAUAACUCUAAGACAGAACUUUAGAGGGGAUCGGGAGGUGGUCAAAAUGUAGGCUCAACAUGUCUGUGGCAGCAAUUUUAGCCAAUCACAGAGUUUUAAAUUCAGUUUGGCUGGGAUUAGUCAACUCUCAUGUCCCAUGGUCUAUCAUAGUGGUCCUUCUAGGGGAGGGGAAAACUAACCGGAGAGCUUAAUUACUAUAAUGUGGAGAGAUUAAGUCUGUUUAUUAACAUAAACAUCUUGCAACUGUCAGAGAACUGAAUUCCUGGAAGUGCUUCAGGGAAAGGAGUGAGUUUAAUAUACAUCCUGUAGCAGACUGAGCCAAUCAAAAAACUCUGUUUGGAAAAGCAGUGAAGGUCCAUAUCGAUAGCCUGAGCCAAUCAGGGUACUCUGUGUCUGAUUUUGUUGGCAAGAAAAGAGUCUGGGUUGAGCCUUGACAGAUCCUUGUACAUGACAUAUUUAAUUUAAAGUUAUAUAAAUAAAUAAAUAUAUAUAUAUGUAACCUUG
Bombina bombina (fire-bellied toad) is the source of this 2378-nucleotide messenger RNA. RefSeq names its product protein kinase C and casein kinase substrate in neurons 1 (gene PACSIN1). NCBI's taxonomy places the organism in Eukaryota, Metazoa, Chordata, Amphibia, Anura, Bombinatoridae. Gene Ontology annotation, molecular function: phospholipid binding; protein binding. The transcript is spliced from 9 exons. The coding region runs from base 1 to 1338 and encodes 445 amino acids. Gene Ontology annotation, biological process: actin filament organization; regulation of endocytosis; plasma membrane tubulation. Gene Ontology annotation, cellular component: plasma membrane; endosome; cytoplasm. The record is from RefSeq and is a predicted model, not a curated record.